Strongylocentrotus purpuratus (purple sea urchin) is the source of this 2567-nucleotide messenger RNA. RefSeq lists its product as uncharacterized. Lineage: Eukaryota; Metazoa; Echinodermata; Echinoidea; Camarodonta; Strongylocentrotidae. Bases 152 to 1330 code for a protein of 392 amino acids. The record is from RefSeq and is a predicted model, not a curated record. The transcript has 7 exons.
GGGGAAUCGGAGUGGAUAACUACGUGCACAGGUGCGCCCAGGCUGCCUGUGAUACAGUGGACAAUCCUUGGAGUUACUGCACGUGGGGAGACUGGCAUCAGACUGGGGGAAGAUUCCAUUUGACCAAGGAGGGGUGCAAAACAACUUGGUCAUGAGCAGGAAUGUACACUUCGGAGUUGAGAUCUUUGCGGUCCAAGAAACGAGUGGGCAAUUAUGGCAAACUUGGCAGCCCGGGAGAGAUACGUCUUGGAACGUCUGGAGAAAGAUUCCACAAAACCUGACGGGGGCAGCGUUCAUCAAUAACCCUUACCUCCGUCUCAACGAAGCUGGAUGGUGGAUGGCAUAUGGUCUCAAUUACAAAAAUCAGGUUGUUCCGGUUGAGGCUUCACAUUCCAUGGACAUCAGUCCAAAGAAGGUAGCCUGGUCCAAGAACCUGGUCGUGUCCUGGACCAUCUCUAGCGACCAGGCUUCAAAAAUGGACUGGAUCGGUGUCUACCCCAAGGGAGCAAACGACGAUCAGUACCUAGACUACAGGUAUGUCCAGGGUGGCCUGAAUCCUGGAAAGAACCCAGUAUGCAUAGGAAAGGUGUCUAUGUCCUCCUUCGUUCCCAACGGGACUUAUCAGGUUCGCUACCUGGUGAACAGUCAGUUCAUCAGCCUUAUGGAAAUGGAUGUGACCUUCUACAACGAAUCCCGCGAGUCAGAUAUGUUGCAGCUUUUCCGAGGUAUAUACACCGGUCUGGAGGCUAGUACGGAUAACAUUGAUGCAUGUAUAAAUGAGGGUCUACAGACCAUACAGAUGUUUGAGGAGUGUUUCCAUGAGUUCAAGAUGGGAGAGGUAUUCCAAGGUCUACAACUCCUCGGCACAGCCCUUGAAGAUGUUGCCCAGACCCUGACAAAAUGUGAUCUAUUUUCGAUCGCUAAGAAACUCCUAGGCUAUAUCACAGAUCUCCUGGAGUGUAUGGAGGGUAAUUGUCUUAGUUUCGUCUUCGACUUUAUCAUGGAGCUCCGGAUCCUGUUUUUGAAUAGGUAUGAGAUCUACGGGGAUAUCAGGGGUGCCGCGAAUAGCUUUCAGCAAAAGGCUUAUCAGCAAGGAGGGCUGUGUAUCGGAAGAUUUGUCAAGGCUUGCUUUCUGGUACAGGACUCCCUGAUGGCCAAUGGUAGUUUGGAGUAUGUUAAACUGAAGGGGGUUGUGAAGAUGACUGGGAACAGUAUGAGUAUGAAUGCUUUGAAGCUUAAUGCCACCGGUAGUACUAAGAAUAUGAAGCUGGUCGAAUCCGGUAGUAAGAUGGGGGUGAAGCUGAUUGAAACUGGUAAAAAGAAGGGGUAAAUUGAUUGAAAGUGGCAGAAAGGAAGGAGUCAUUGUCAGGCCUCUCAUAAGAUGAAAAUGAGUUUAUGUUUUUUUUUUCGGGAGGGGGGGGGGUGAGGGAGUAUUACAAGGUUCGGCCUUUGGUCCAUUGCUUUUUAUAUCAGUAUCAUUAGUUAUAUGACACAUGUUUGUGUAAUAGUGUACUUUAUGGAAGUGAUCAUAGAAGUAAAUGUAAAACCAUGUGUUGUGAUAGUUUGCUAUGAAAUGCUGUGUGCCGUAAGUGUCCUACUGCAACGUUGUCUUUCGUGUUUCUGUAUAAAGCAAUAUGUAUGUCAGACUCCUAGAAUGUAUUGCAAGCAAGGAUGUACGUUUUUAGAGGAAUGAGGUGCAGAAUAAAGCCAUUUGCUUGUGUCCUCACAUGUAUUACAGUCUAGAGUAUCAAUUGGAUGUGGGGCGGGGUAGUUGAUUUCCCUCACUUAUUUUGAUAUUUUUGUAACUUUGCGUCCAAUAGAGCAACAACAAAAUUGUUAUCAUAUCAUGUGGUAGAAAAGAGGGAGUAAAUUGAUAGACACUGUCACACUGGUAUAAAGAACUUGGUGAAUCUGAUUGAAACUCGUAGUAAGGAGAGGCUGAAUGUGAUUGAAACUGGUAGAAAGCAGGGGUAAAUUAAUUCUUAUAACGCAACGAAAACCUUUCAUGUAGUAAGACUUAUUUACUCGGUAUUUAAAUAACAUGUGCCUUUUUUGUUAGCCGCACACCAAUUAUUCCUCUAUCCCUCUCUAUCUGUCUCUCUGUUUCCUGAAGCAAGUCAUUUUUUGUUAUUUUUUGCCACUGAAUUUCUGUUGUUUUUUGCCUGUUUAUAUUAUCAUAUUUUGUUGUGGCUGUACUCAUAAGUUAUAGAGCUGCAUGCACUUCAAGCGCAAACUUACGCUGCAGCUCUUUUGCAUUUGCUAUGUCAAUCUUUCCCACCAUUUUUUGGGCAUAAAUUGUGUUAUUCAUUGUGAUUUAAAGAAGAAAAAAGUACUAUUAAAAUGUUCAUAUUGUAACUGAUUAUUAUUGUAUGAAAAAUGCAGAAAUCAAUAAAUCAAAUCAAGGAAAGGGGUGAAUCUGAUUGAAAGAGGUAGAGAGGAGGGUGAAUCUAAUUAAAAGUGAUAGUAAUUAAGGAGGGGUUGAAUCUGACUGACACUGGUAGAAAGGAGGGGUGAAGUUGGUUGAUACUGAUUCUUAAUCAUGUGGUUGCCCCCCACGUCCUCCCCUC